Messenger RNA from Telopea speciosissima, 1495 nucleotides. RefSeq names its product ESX-1 secretion system protein EccA1-like. The transcript has 7 exons. The record is from RefSeq and is a predicted model, not a curated record. Lineage: Eukaryota; Viridiplantae; Streptophyta; Magnoliopsida; Proteales; Proteaceae. Bases 1 to 1479 code for a protein of 492 amino acids. Gene Ontology annotation, molecular function: protein binding; ATP hydrolysis activity; ATP binding.
AUGACGCUGCGUCAUGAUAAACGAGCAAGAUCUGCAAAUCCCACAAGUAUCCAUGACUGUGCCAAGUCUGGAGAUAUCGUCGGCGUUCGGAAUAAGCUUCAAGAGAAUCCAUCUCUUCUCAACUAUCCAAAUGAUACCCCGGUGAUUGUUUCUUUUCGAUUGUUUGCUUUAACUCAGCUGGCACAGACACCACUUCAUUUUUCUGCUGGUUGCGGUCAUGUUGAGAUAGUUAAGCUUCUGCUUGAUUGGCAAGGAACAGAAAAGGUCGAGUUAGAGGCCAAAAAUGUGUUUGGAGAUACCCCAUUGCAUAUGGCAGCAAAGAAUGGUUGUAGUAUAGCAGCAAAAGUGCUUCUUGAUCAUGGUGCUUUUGUAGAGGCAAAAUGCGAUAUUGGAAUGACUCCCUUGCACCUUGCUGUAUGGCACUCACUCAGUGAAGAGAAUUGCCUAAUUGUGAAGACGUUGCUUGAGUACAAUGCUGAUUGCAGUGUUAAGGACAACGAUGGCAUGACUCCUUUAGAUUAUCUAUCAAAAGCUCCGGAAAGUAAGAAGUUAUGGGAACUUUUCCAUUGUCAUAUCGAAGCGCAGAGGAUGCGCAGAGCCAAAGAAGAAUACAAUGAGAUGAAAGAGAAGAUGACUGAACUUGAAGAGGCUUUAACAAAUCUUGUAGGAUUGUAUGAACUCAAGCUACAACUACGAAAAUGGGCUAAGGGAAUGCUCUUAGAUGAGAUGCGGAGAGCCCUUGGGCUCAAGAUUGCUGCACGGAAGCUGCCUCAUAUGGCAUUCCUUGGAAAUCCUGGAACAGGUAAAACAAUGGUUGCUCGAAUCCUUGGGCGACUACUCCAUAUGGUGGGAAUUUUACCUACUGAUAAAGUAACAGAAGUGCAGAGGACUGAUUUGGUUGGAGAAUUUGUUGGGCAUACAGGGCCCAAGACUAGAAGAAAGAUCAAAGAAGCAGAGGGAGGAAUUCUUUUUGUGGAUGAAGCCUAUCGGCUGAUACCCAUGCAGAAGGCUGAUGAUAAGGACUAUGGGUUAGAGGCCUUAGAGGAGAUCAUGUCUGUUAUGGACAGUGGAAAAGUCGUCGUCAUAUUUGCUGGCUACAGUGAACCAAUGAAACGGGUAAUCUCCUCAAAUGAAGGCUUCUGUAGAAGGGUGACCAAAUUCUUCUUCUUUAGUGACUUCAGUUCUGAAGAACUAGCUCAGAUACUCCAUCUAAAGUUGAAAUAUCAAGAAGAGGACAGUUUGCUGUACGGGUUCAAGCUGCACCCAUUAUGUACUGUUGAUGCUAUUUCAAAUCUGAUAGAGAGAGGAACAACCGAGAAGCAGCGAAAAGACAUGAAUGGAGGCUUAAUAGAUCCAUUGCUAGUCAAUGCUAGAGAGAACCUGGACCUUAGGCUUGAUUUUGACUGUACAGAUGCUGAUGAGCUACUUACAAUCACCCAUGAAGAUCUAGAAGCAGGCCUUUGGUCGCUAUCCCAAUGAGAAAUUUAAGAUGAGU